Penicillium salamii is the source of this 807-nucleotide messenger RNA. The record is from the annotation of a GenBank genome assembly. NCBI's taxonomy places the organism in Eukaryota, Fungi, Ascomycota, Eurotiomycetes, Eurotiales, Aspergillaceae.
AUGUCGAAGCCACGGGCAACGCCGGCACCAAAUGCGCGAUACCGAGUGCAAGCCCCAGAGGCACCAGUACCAAAGUCUCGGGGGCCCCCCUACAAAGAAUCAGCACCGGCAGCACCAUCAGGCCCAUCCCUGUCCAAACGAAAACGCCUUCCACUCUCAACUCUCCUGACAACCCUCCGCCAACGCUUCAGCGCACUCCCCUCACCCAUCCGACGAGCAGGCCGCACUCUCCGCUGGCUAGCCCCAGUCAUCCCAAUCGCUCUCUACUUCCCCGAACACGUCAUGCAAGUGAUGUGGGUGCGCGGCCCAUCAAUGACACCCUACCUAAACGAAGACUACGAGCAAUCCCAAACAAAAAGCGAUAUAGUACUGGUCAGCAUGUGGCCAUGGGGAUCUAUAAUUCCAUUCCUAAAACCACCGAGGCUUGAGCGUGGAAUGGUCGUUACUUUCCGCUCCCCUGCAAACUCCUCCCAUAUUGCCAUCAAGCGCAUCGUCGGAUUACCCGGUGAUCGUGUAACGACGCGAGAGCCAUGCAUGCGGCCGACGCAAAUCGUGCCCUGGAAUCAUGUUUGGUUGGAGGGCGAUGCACAGGAUCCUCGGAAGACAAUGGAUAGCAAUACGUAUGGGCCGGUUAGUCUCAGUCUGGUUACUGGGCGGGUGUGGGCGGUUUUGGGCCCGCGGAUGCGUUGGUUAGAUUGGAGGGAUUGGGAAACUGACAACGAUGAUGCUGUCAGUAUACAUCGGAAGAGUGUAAGAGAUCGUGUGGUUAAGGAUGCUGUCAAGCUCGAACAGCCAUUUUUGAACUGA